Molecule: messenger RNA, 1515 nt
Organism: Dicentrarchus labrax (European seabass)
Lineage: Eukaryota; Metazoa; Chordata; Actinopteri; Moronidae
Exons: 4
Coding region: 86-706 (206 amino acids)
Biological process (GO): endosome to lysosome transport; phagosome-lysosome fusion
Cellular component (GO): late endosome; phagocytic vesicle; lysosome
Molecular function (GO): GTPase activity; GTP binding
Source: RefSeq, a predicted model, not a curated record
UGUGGCACACAUCAAAUGAUCGAAAGGACAAAUUACGAGGAGCACUUGAAGGCAGCAGCUGAAGCUCCGGUAGACUGACGUGAACAUGAAGGACGGAAAAAGUCCGGUUACACUGAAAAUAAUCCUCAUAGGAAGCUCCGGGGUGGGAAAAUCCUCCUUCAUGAACAGAUAUGUGAAUCACCGCUUCACCAACAUGUACAGGGCCACUGUAGGGACUGACUUCCUCUCCAAAACAGUCACCAUAGAAGGGGACACAGUCACCCUGCAGAUCUGGGACACAGCUGGGACAGAGAGGUUCCAGUCUCUGGGCAUGCCUCUGUACAGAGGGGCCCACUGCUGCAUGCUGGUGUUUGAUGUCACAUCCAGAGCCAGUUUCUCUGCCCUGGAGGGCUGGAGGAAGGAGUUUCUGAUCCAAGGCGAGCCUGAGGACCCAUCUGACUUCCCCUUCAUUGUACUGGGCAACAAGACUGACUUGAGUGACCGGGAGGUGUCUGGCAGACAGGCCCUGCAGUGGUGUGAGGAAAUAGGAGCAGAAUACUUUGAAGGAAGCGCCAAAGAGGAUCUAGAUGUGGAAAAGCCGUUUCUGAGAGCGGCUCAAAGUGGCUUGAAGCAGGUAACUCAGCAAGUAGUUUUAAUUUUUUUAAUCUUUGUAGCGAAAAGAAGAAAGACGCAUAAUAUCUCUAUGUUUAACAUGUUUAUUUUUUGAUGAUAAAAGAUACAUUACUCCCUACAGUACAAAAAACACACAUUGGAAAAUACAGGACAUUUCCAGAUAACCUGCAAACAGCCGAGAGAAACUCGCAACACCUGUGAGUGCUGAGAGAAGCACUCGUCCCAGUGUGGGAAGGAAAGUUCAGAGAGACCUCGGCACUGCUGAUGAUGACCUAUCUAACAAGGGUGCAAAAAUAGUGACCCAGCAAAGGUACUGUGGAAGGAAAGGACACAAUUGUAUACCACAUGGAGAGAGGAACAAACUCAUUAAAUGUUUUUUCUUUUUUUUUGAGAACCUUCAGCUUAUGGUCUAACUUAAGGCAUCACUACUAAAAUACACUGCUUUUGCAUGCAUGUCUAGUUUUGUUCAACAGACACACUGACACGCACAAAAAUUAUGAAUGCAUAUGAAGAGAAAGUUCAUUUCUAGAAAGAAAUCAGGAGAAAUCACAAACGGAAACCAAGGCGCCCAGCCGAAGAAAAGGCGGCGGGCGAGAACCUUGGCUCUGGAUCUUCUAGGCCGUUACCAUCACAACUGAAUCUGCCCAUACAAAGUAGAUAUACACUCAUGUCCAAUCAGAAACCUCCUCCCUGUACAAGUUUGUAUUGUUGAACGUAGCAGUGAUUUAGACUCCUACAGUGAAUCAGCUUGACAGAAGCAAAUUAGAACAAUCAGGGAGACUAUAUAUAUUUAUAUAUAUAUAUUUGUUUCUUUUAUAAGUAAAGACACAAAAGGCAAUCAAGAGAUGACCAACAUGUAAAAACUGUUUGUUACAGGUAAUUAUAUAAAAGGCCAAGAUGUUU